Molecule: messenger RNA, 2640 nt
Organism: Periophthalmus magnuspinnatus
Lineage: Eukaryota; Metazoa; Chordata; Actinopteri; Gobiiformes; Gobiidae
Gene: prpf31
Product: PRP31 pre-mRNA processing factor 31 homolog (yeast)
Exons: 14
Coding region: 125-1645 (506 amino acids)
Biological process (GO): mRNA splicing, via spliceosome; spliceosomal tri-snRNP complex assembly
Cellular component (GO): U4 snRNP; U4/U6 x U5 tri-snRNP complex; precatalytic spliceosome
Source: RefSeq, a predicted model, not a curated record
GUCAUUGAAAGGCUACUUCUGAAAACAUUCAACCAUUGAUGAAGGAUUCACUCCCUUAAACAGUUUAACUGUGUCUAAGUGCACCUACGUGGUUUAGCUUCGGACAGAAUUAACCCCUAAGAAGAUGUCUCUGGCGGAUGAGCUCUUGGCCGAUCUGGAGGAGGCAGGAGAUGAGGGGGAGGAUGGGCUGUAUCCUGAGGAGGAGGAGGGAGACAGUGAUGGAGAGAGCGCUCAGAGGGCCGAGGGAGGUCUGGAGGACAUCCCGGAGGAGGAGAUGGAAGUUGACUAUAGUAAAGCAGAGAGCGUUGCGUCCAUUGCCAAGCUACGCAACAGCAAACAGUUUUCAGAAAUCAUAGACAAAAUUUCAAAUUACAUUGGAAAACAGCGCAAAAAUUCAGAUGUCUCUGGACCAGUGGAAGCAGAUCCAGAAUACAGACUUAUUGUGGCUGCCAAUAAUCUGACAGUAGAGAUUGACAAUGAGCUAAAUAUUAUUCACAAAUUUACUCGAGACAAAUACUCCAAAAGGUUUCCAGAGCUUGAGUCUCUUGUCCCAGAUUCAUUAGAUUAUAUCCGUACUGUGAAGGAACUGGGAAAUAAUUUGGAAAAAUGCAAGAACAACGUAAUACUGCAGCAAAUUCUCACUAAUGCCACAAUUAUGGUUGUCAGCGUGACAGCCUCAACCACACAGGGGUCACAACUUACUGAAGAGGAACUGAAGCAGCUUGAAGAGGCUUGUGACAUGGCUCUGGAGUUGAAUCAAUCAAAACACAGAAUCUAUGAGUACGUAGAGUCCAGGAUGUCUUUCAUUGCCCCAAACUUGUCCAUCAUCGUGGGAGCGUCAACAGCUGCAAAAAUCAUGGGUAUCGCUGGAGGACUUACAAACCUGUCCAAGAUGCCGGCCUGUAAUUUAAUGCUUCUCGGAGCCCAAAGGAAAACUUUGUCUGGAUUCAGCAGCACCUCUCUACUGCCUCACACUGGCUUCAUUUAUCACUGCGAUGUCGUUCAGUCUCUGCCGCCUGAUCUUAGAAGGAAAGCUGCUCGUCUUGUAGCUGCAAAGUGCACUCUGGCAUCAAGAGUGGACAGUUUUCAUGAGAGCUCUGACGGCAAAGUGGGUUACGAUCUCAAAGAAGAGAUUGAGAGGAAAUUCGAUAAAUGGCAAGAGCCACCACCGGUCAAGCAGGUGAAGCCCCUCCCAGCUCCCCUGGACGGACAGAGGAAGAAGAGAGGAGGAAGGAGGUAUCGAAAGAUGAAAGAACGACUUGGACUCACCGAGAUCAGAAAACAUGCCAACAGGAUGUCCUUUGCAGAGAUUGAAGACGAUGCUUAUCAGGAGGAUCUGGGCUUUAGUCUGGGUCAGUUGGGGAAGAGCGGCAGUGGGCGUGUCCGACAGGCACAGGUCAACGAGGCCACGAAGGCCAGAAUCUCUAAAUCCCUCCAGAGGACGCUACAAAAGCAGAGCAUGACGUACGGAGGGAAGUCGACCGUCAGAGACCGCUCCUCAGGCACCAGCUCCAGUGUGGCCUUCACUCCUCUACAGGGCCUGGAGAUUGUGAACCCACAAGCUGCAGAGAGGAAGGCUGAGACAAGCCAGAAGUAUUUCUCAAACAUGGCAGAGUUCCUCAAAGUUAAGAAGGAAUCCAAGUAGUCACACAACUGCACAUCACAGCUUUUGUUAGUUUUUAUUUGUACAAACUGUGUUUUUAAUAAAAUUGUGUUUUAUACACUUAAGACACCAUUCUGAUGUAAGAUAUGUUAAAAGCAUUUUUAAUUUAGAGAAACAAAUCACCUGCCUAUGGCUUUAGUUAAAACUCCUCUUGGCUUUGUCAGUUUAAUUUCAGAAAAUACUUUUUUUUUUUUAAGCUGUUGCCUGGACAACUGAGACUUUCAUUUCAUCAAAGUUGUCCCAUGUUACUUUGUGUACAUGUUUUUGGACAGUGGGGGGGUGGCAUCAUUCUCAUUCUAUAGUGUUGGAUUAAGAAUCAGACUGGCAUGUCGUUUCAUAAAAGUAUUUAUUGAAAUUGUACAAUCCUGAUAUACUCCUGUUUAUGACAUCUCCCAUGCAGAACUGUAAUGAGGAAAAUGUAAAUUAUGUCUUGAAAUUCACAUUUUACUGUUGCCUUUCUGAAAACAUUAAAAGCCCCAAAAAUAGAAUCUAUAAAAGGCAAAUCUCUUUAAACUGAACAUAUUUCCAUUUUUAUAUUUUCAGACACUGUCCCUCCCAAAGUCUGAAAUCUACAGGAGCUUAUUUUUACUCAAGUUAAAAUUUCAGUACAGUUUAUGGUGCUUAAAAGGAUAUAUAUUAUCCAGUUCAUGUAACACUCGGAUUAUUGGUCUGAGUUUCUCUAUUAUAGCUAUGCAGGACACAAAGCUCAUGAGUGAUAACCACCAUUUACAUGUAAACAGUUAAGAGUGCACAUUCACUGUACGGCUCCAGCUCAAACAGGUGGAAAAGGAACAAAGUGAAAAGUGAGACAAAGAACAGGAAAGGUUAAUGCUAAAUGGGGAAACAGUGGGAUCUUACAAAAGGUCAGAAUCCAUGUAUCCAGUGGUACAUUCAUCUCUAUGGUCAGUGUGGAUGAUGGCAUCAACGCUGUGGAGAAAACUGCUGCAAUAAAACAAGUAAAGUUCUCAAACCCUAUA